Coregonus sp. 'balchen' is the source of this 19335-nucleotide messenger RNA. The record is from the annotation of a GenBank genome assembly. NCBI's taxonomy places the organism in Eukaryota, Metazoa, Chordata, Actinopteri, Salmoniformes, Salmonidae.
UGCUGUGAACUGCCGCUUAGUUGCAUCAGUCAGGUGUGGCCUCCAGGGAGUGAGGCCCACGGCUGUUUUCAUUACCAGUUCAUCAGAGGCUGGUCCUGCUGGGGGACCAAGCGAGCGGGGCCUGAGCUCCUCUCCUCCACCACACCAUGGCCCAUCUCCACCACAGCACGGCCUGCUUUCCUCUGCUCUCCUCAGCCGGUCCACCCAUCUCCACCACAGCACGGCCUGCUUUCCUCUGCUCUCCUCAGCCGGUCCACCCAGCUCCACUGUAGCUGUAGUUCAAAGCCUUCACUUAGCUGUGUUUGUGUUUGCAGGAGAAAUCCCUGGAGGGAGCAGUCUCUCUCUCUUCACUGUGAACAGCUCACAUGGGCGUGUUAAUAGUACAUAGGCCUGAAAGCCAUUCUUUGUGUUAUUGUGAGUAGUUACUCCUCUAUGCUUCAGCCACAGCCAGUCUGUCCCCAUCUGUCUUCUCCCCAGACCAAUUUAUUUCAACAUUCUAUAUCUUGGAAUGUCACAUUGAGUUUUAAUAAGGAACCCAAAUGAAGUGAGUCGUAGCCAAUAAUAAACCGUUAGACUUGCAUUAGUCCACCGGGGUAUCUCUCUGUGCUGUUCAUUGAUGAGUGUCUGCCUGGCUGUACAGAGCAGAACAGGGUGUUGUGAUGUGAAGUCGGGCCGUCCUGCUCCUGCGGUAGAGACAGAGACGGGGGACUCACAGUCAUCGGUCUGAUGAGUCCUUCUGUGGGUAAUAUUAUCACUUUGAGGAGGUGAAUUAAACAUAAAGAGUUAUGCGCCAUCUCAUGAAUGUCUCAUCUAACACAUUUUCAGUUAAUUAUUCAUGUUUAUUGCGGGCCGAAAAUGAGUUUGUGGAAGAUCUCCCACAGAUGUGAUUAAGCAGUCUUAAGUGCAUUGAAGCAACUUGUCAUUUACGUUUUAGUCAUUUAGCAGACGACUUACAGGAGCAAUUAGGGCUAAGUACCUUGCUCAAGGGCACAUCGACAGAUUUUUCCACCUAGUCGGCUCAGAGAUUCAAACCAGAAACCUUUCGGUUACAGGCCCAACGCUCUUAACCACUAGGCUACCUGCCUGGUUCAUUGACAGACAGAUGAACCACUGAUUAUCUAGCUUACAUAGCUUUACAUGUGUCUUUAGACAGGGCCUACAGAAGACUGUGUUGUACUGUAAGACACUAGGGAGUGAUGGGAACCCGAAGGCAAGGAUUUAUUAAUGGCUCUGUAGAAUUUGGGUCGUUGGUCAGAAUUAACUAAGGAUGACCAACAGCUUGAGAGGCUCAUCUGUAAUUUAGGUUUAUUUUCACUGUCUCUUCACCUCAUUGGCCAGCUUCUAUUAUCUGGGUAAACUUUGGGAGUUGUACAGACAGCAAGCAGUAAGCAGCGCCGCCUGGAGCUCUUGUCUUUUGAGAUAAUGCAUGUAAAGUGCUUGCUUUUCUCCAAUGCUUUUUCUACGCUCAUACCCAUGGGUGCAUUUACAGUGUGCAUAACUAUAGCUGCUUUAGUUUAAAUGUAGAAUGACUGUGUGCAUGCCUUGAGGAGCUAUUUUUAGAAUGGCACCAUUUGAUUGUUGUUGAAUGAUAUGAAUGUAAUUAACAAUUGACUACAUUUGUCUCUAGGAACCAUCCUAGGUUGAGGAAGGUAGUGUCAUUGCUGUGGAGUAGUGUAUAGAGGUGUGUCUCCCUGCAAUACCGAGCUGAUAUACAGUAUGGCUCUAUGCAUAGACCAUGUCCUUAUCAUUGAUUCCCCUUUGAACUCUGCAAUGGUUUACAGCAAGGGCGCCCUCUACGGUCUGAGUAGAAAGACACACGUUUCUUGCCAGCGUCAACGUAAAUGCAGUGAAUUGUGUCACAUUAGUGCUUGUUAUUGAUAAGGUUUCUGGACUUCUUUGUCCCUGAUUUUGAUCUGUGCUAGGAUCAGCAUCAGGAAGCACAAUGUCACGAUAGUAAAGUCUAUGGCCUAGUUACUGCUGGGAGAGAAAUGAAAGGCUGCAGAGAGAGAUUAAUGAAGGAGAUGGAGGUAGAUUGAAGGACAGGGAGGUAGAUUGAAGGACAGGGAGGUAGAUUGAAGGACAGGGAGGUAGAUUGAAGGACAGGGAGGUAGAUAAAAGGACAGGGAGGUAGAUCAAAGGAGAUGGAGGUAGAUUGAAGGACAGGGAGGUAGAUUGAAGGAGAGGGAGGUAGAUUGAAGGAGAGGGAUUGUGACACAUAAGCAGAUAGAGAGAGAGUAAGUGGAGGUAGUGAAAAGGGCUGCUCCAUCUCUGCCCCUCUGUGGCAAUAGAGAGAGGCUGACAGUGGCGUGGCGCAGGAGCACAGUGACUCCCAGCCUGCCUUCCUCCCAACAUCAAGCUGAGCAGCUCAGACAGGAGUAAUACUGAGGGGUCCAUCCUGCUCCAUUCAUUCUCCUCAGCCUACUGUCUGCCUCAGUCCUCAGUGUGUGAGGGGGGGGGGAGUUGAGUGGAAAGCCAUCGAUUUUCCGAGGAUGAGAUUUAGGUGGGAGAGUAGGGCAAGGAUAAAGGGACGUCAUUAACACUGAUAAUGCAGACGUCUGCUUCUUCUUCUUGGUGUGUGUGUGUGUGUGUGUGUGGUGUGUGGUGUGGUGUGUGUGUGUGUGUGGUGUGUGUGUGUGUGUGUGUGUGUGUGUGUGUGUGUGUGUGGUGUGUGUGUGUGUGUGGCCUUUAUGAAUCCGUACUGCACAUGCCAAUGUGAGUGUGUAUGUUGGGGUGCAUCCAUGUGGACUAGGGUAAAACGGACUGGGUAGAAUAUUAAGACCCCCUCGGCCCCUCCCCCCUCGGCCCCUCCCCCCGUAGCCCCUCCCCUCCGUAUCCCCUCCCCCCUCGGCCCCUCCCCCCGUAGCCCCUCCCCCCGUAGCCGUUAGUAGAGUACAUUUCAUUUGUGCCCCUGUUACUAGACCGUUGAAGACAUUGUAAUCUAUUGUAGAUGGCCUUACUGCUCUGACUAUUAUCAUAGAGAGCAUUGAUCUGGCGGACUUGUUAUUGUGAGGUUGUUGUGUGCUUCAAGCAGAUUACAUCCCUGUCCCAAACCUAAUAGCACAUUUUCAGAUUUUUUGAUAUAUCUGAAAUGGAUGUUCCCCUCUGUGGGUUUCACUCUGUGGAAAAGGUAAUUGGCAGCAGUAAUUUCAGUUCUGAGGUGAAGAUGAAAUGUAAUUCAGAUAUUAAUCCAAGGUCUUUUUCUAGCAAGAAAUGUAAGAGCUGAUUAACUCAAGAAGAAUAGUCAUCUUUGCUUAUGUCACUUUGUCCCUGAAUUCAUAGCAAGAUAUUAUUUUGAGUCAUGUCCAAUUUCUUUUCUGAUUCAGCCAUAUUUGUCUUUCUUUAUCCAGAUUUCAGGCAGGUAUGGAGACCAACUCUGUCAUGGCUGUUUAGAGAGCUUUCACCUGAGCAUUGGGAUGAAGUGAUUUAACUAAAGGCCAUUGUGAUUAAGUAAUAAUAAGUGAUAGGCUGAAUAAACCAUUCUCCUGGGCUGUGGGCUUACAGUCCACCUGUGUGGGCAAGCUGCUUAUCCACUGUCCCCAACCCAGCCCAAACCCAACCCAGCCUGUAUUACAGGUACUGUAUUUACACUACAGUAUUCACACUGUGGUAUUGUGCUGAUUCCAUAUUAUUUUUUUCAGUCUCUCUCUCUCUCUCUCUCUCUCUCUCUCUCUCUCUCUCUCUCUCUCUCUCUCCUCUCUCUCUCUCUCUCUCUCUCUCUCUCUCUCUCUCUUUAUUUCUCUAUCUCUCAGCUCUAAACAUGCUAGGGCUCAACUGGCAGUUGAAACCGGCUGAUGGUCACCUGAUCAACAACGGCCUGAGCACUGAGGUACCGGGCAGGAGCGACGUGGCAACAGCGCCCUCCGGAGGCAGAGGUAGGAACAGCCUGAGUCUGCAUGACUACCGCCCCUGGCCAAGGUGCUCAAACCCUCCGCUACACAUUUACAUUUUACAUUUAAGUCAUUUAGCAGACACUCUUAUCCAGAGCGACUUACAAAUGGGUGAUUUCACCUUAUGAUAGCCAGUGGGACAACCACUUUACAAUAGUAUUAUUUUUUAUUAUUUUUUGGGGGGGUGGGGUGGGGUAAGGGAUUACUUUAUCCUAUCCCAGUUAUUCCUUAAAGAGGUGGGGUUUCAAGUGUCUCCGGAAGGUGGUGAGUGACUCCGCUGUCCAGGCGUCGUGAGGGAGCUUGUUCCACCAUUGGGGUGCCAGAGCAGCGAACAGUUUUGACUGGGCUGAGCGGGAACUGUGCUUCCGCAGAGGUAGGGGGGCCAGCAGGCCAGAGGUGGAUGAACGCAAUGCCCUCGUUUGGGUGUAGGGACUGAUCAGAGCCUGAAGGUACGGAGGUGUUCCCCUCACAGCUCCGUAGGCAAGCACCAUGGUCUUGUAGCAGAAGCGAGCUUCAACUGGAAGCCAGUGGAGUGUGCGGAGGAGCGGGGUGACUCUGGCUGCAUGGAUGACUGGAGACUCUGGCUCUAACAACUAGUGAGGCCUGCAGAAUAUACUGGUCUGGUGGCUAGAUUAUGAAUGGAAGGUAGCAUGUAGUAGAAAUGUACAAGCUGCUAAUGUAACAAACAGAGAAAAGCAAGAAGAGCUUGGCUUUCAUUCGUUAGUGAACAAAUUACAACUAGUUCUCCUGUUUGAACUAUAGUGGAGCUUACCCUGCCUGGUGCAUAACUCUUCUAGAAUAGGAAUCACAUCAACAGAGCUUACACGUGUUCUAUUAAAGGAGCGUUGCCAAUUGCAUUAGAACUCAGAUUAUUUACCUUGUGGUUUGACGUUUGCAGUCGGCGCCUAAUCAAAAGAUGCCACAAGGCUCACCGUCUGUCCACCGUAGUGCCGUAAUGCCGUAUUUUACCUGCUAACUAAUAACACAUUAGAAAACAAGCCCUCAGAUAAAUCCUUAGUAAUUCCUCCCACAUACCAAUGCACAUUUGUUUGAUUUCUGUUAAAACCAUAGCACUCCCUUCGGUCUGUGGAAUUCUCUGGCCGUCUUAAUUCAGGAGGACUGUAACAACACCGUGUAAUCCAGCGAGAGGAGGCGUAGUGUGGGUGGAUGGGUGCUAUGAAAUCACUCUCUGAAGUGUUUUUCCAAGCGUUGGCUUUGAUGGAGGUCCUCUGGAGUGGCUCUGAGGAGCCGCCAACCACGGGCUGUCUCAUGAGCCGACACACAGACGCACACUGCCCGUCUGGGCCAAGCUAGUUUGUUCAAGUCAGAUGCUGAAAUUGAGCGUUUUUGAAUUUGCCCGGGCUUCAUGUCAUUAGAGAAGGUUGUGGGAAAGGACAAGAUAUGAGUGAGAGCACAUCUGUCAUGUGUUGGGAAUGGCACCAAACCCUUCUUCACUGGGAGAUACAGCAGUCCUGUUGGGCUCUCCGGGGUUUGGCAGCACUGGCAACAGUUUUACAUAAGACUGUGUUGUGGCGGACCUCAUACUAGACUGUUGAUGCCUCCGUAAUUCUGGGGCUUGGAUCCUGGUGUCUACAUGAGGUGAGGUGAUCUCUGCAGUACAGACACGGAGAGGGAGCUCUAAGACUGUUCUGGAGGCCAGCCAGAGCAUUGUGGUUAAUGUGAUGCUGCUGUGACUGUGACCGUCACUGUCAGGACUCUGGCGUUCCACUGCAGAUCUGCAUAUAUAUAUAACACCCCUUCCUUAAUACUGUCGGAGGAACACAUCGCUACCCAGGACCGCGUCUCGCUCUCUCUCUCUCUCCCUUUGUAUCUCCCUUCUUCUCUCUCUCUUUCGUCUCCCUUAUCUAUUUUUAAUGCAGCCAGAGGUUUCUCAGCUAGGAAAAUAUAACAUUAUUUUGGGUUAACUACUCAAAACCACAGUGGGAUAGCAACACUUGCAGCAAUUUCUCAAGUGUUUUUUAAGGGCAGAUAUGUUGCACUACAAAUGAUUGUGGACUAUGGUGAUUUACAGAGCCUUCACUACUGUCGGUCCCAUGAGGGUUGCAUGACCAACAGGUCUGGGGAAUAUUGUCCUACCCCUCUCCGAGGGAGGAGAAGAAUGGUAGCAGAUCUUUAGUUCCUCACUGUCCCCAUAGGGUACAUAGGUACAAUACUAUAGGCUACAUCCUAUAGUAUUGCUAUGGAAACUUUAAUCUAUAAGCCUUUUACAGUGUACGAUGAUUAUUAGUGUCAUAACUAAAAACCUUGUAUGACAAAACAGCAUCCCUGUGUUGGUUUUUCCUGCUAUGAAACACACAUAUUUACAUUGCAUCUCCAUAAGCUGGAGACGUUGACUUUCUACUUGGUUUUAUCACAGCAGAUGUGUUCUGUCAAUAGAGACCUUUACCUUGGAUGUUAUGUCUAACCUCUCUCUCUCUCUCUCUCCUCUCUCCUCCUCCUCUCUCCUCUCUCUCCUCUCUCUUCAUCCCUCCUCUCCCUCUCUCUCCUAUCCCUCCCUCCCUCCUCCCUCCCUCUCUCCUCCCCCCACCCUCCGUCUCUCCCUCCCCCACCCUCUUCCCUCCUCCCUCCUCCUCCCUCCCUCCCUCCCUCCCUCCCCCUCCGCCCCCACCCUCCCUCUCUCUCUCUCUCUCUCUCUCCCUCUCUCCCUCCCCCCACCCUCCCUCCCCCAACCCUCUCUCUCUCCCUCUCUCCCUCCCUCUCUCCUCUGCUCCUCCCCCCCCCCUCCCUCUCUCCCUCCCCCCACCCUCCCUCUCCCACCCUCCCUCUCUCCUCCCUCCCUCCCUCCCUCCCUCCCUCCCUCCCUCCUCCCUCCCUCUCCCUCCCUCCCUCCAUCUCUCAGGACCAUGGGUGUAUAGGAACAGUAGUAUAAGUACAGGUGAGCUGGAGGUAGGUCGGCGGAUGAGCCAGGACGUCCCCCCAGGAGUGUUCUGGCGCUCCUUACUACACCUCCGCCAGCCCCUGUUCCUCAAGUUCAACAUCUCCCUGGGAAAAGACGCACUCUUUGGGGUGUACAUCCGUAAGGGCCUGCCCCCCUCCCACGCACAGGUAGCCAUCAACUAACCCUGUUAUCUGUUAUCCCUCCCUCUCUCCCUCACUAACCCUGUUAUCUGUUGUCCCUCCCUCUCUCCCUCACUAACCCUGUUAUCUCUGUUGUCCCUCCCUCUCUCCCUCACUAACCCUGUUAUCUGUUAUCCCUCCCUCUCUCCCUCACUAACCCUGUUAUCUCUGUUGUUCCUCCCUCUCUCCCUCACUAACCCUGUUAUCUCUGUUGUUCCUCCCUCUCUCCCUCACUAACCCUGUUAUCUCUGUUGUCCCUCCCUCACUCCCUCACUAACCCUGUUAUCUGUUGUCCCUCCCUCUCUCCCUCACUAACCCUGUUAUCUCUGUUGUUCCUCCCUCUCUCCCUCACUAACCCUGUUAUCUCUGUUGUCCCUCCCUCUCUCCCUCACUAACCCUGUUAUCUCUGUUGUCCCUCCCUCUCUCCCUCACUAACCCUGUUAUCUGUUGUCCCUCCCUCUCUCCCUCACUAACCCUGUUAUCUCUGUUGUUCCUCCCUCUCUCCCUCACUAACCCUGUUAUCUCUGUUGUCCCUCCCUCUCUCCCUCACUAACCCUGUUAUCUGUUGUCCCUCCCUCUCUCCCUCACUAACCCUGUUAUCUCUGUUGUUCCUCCCUCUCUCCCUCACUAACCCUGUUAUCUCUGUUGUCCCUCCCUCUCUCCCUCACUAACCCUGUUAUCUCUGUUGUCCCCCCUCUUUCCCUCACUAACCCUGUUAUCUCUCUUUUCCCUCCCUCUCUCUCUACCUCACUAACCCUGUUAUCUCUGUUGUCCCCUCCUCUCUCCCUCACUAACCCUGUUAUCUCUGUUGUCCCUACCUCUCUCCCUCAAUAACCCUGUUAUCUCUGUUAUCCCCCCCUCUCCCCUCUCUCCCUCACUAACCCUGUUAUCUCUCUUUUCCCUCCCUCUCUUUCUCCCUCACUAACCCUGUUAUCUCUGUUAUCCCUCCCUCUCUCCCUCACUAACCCUGUUAUCUCUGUUGUCCCCCCCUCUCUCCCUCACUAACCUGUUAUCUCUGUUGUCCCUCCCUCUCUCUCUCUCUCACUAACCCUGUUAUCGCUGUUAUCCCUCCCUCUCUCCCUCACUAACCCUGUUAUCUCUGUUGUCCCUCCCUCUCUCCCUCACUAACCCUUUAAUCUCUGUUGUCCCUCCCUCUCUCCCUCACUAACCCAGUUCUCUCUGUUGUCCCUCCAUGUCUCUCUCACUAACCUUGUUAUCUCUGUUGUCCCUCCCUCUCUCCCUCACUAACCCUGUUAUCUCUGUUGUCCCCCCUCUCUCCCUCACUAACCCUGUUAUCUCUGUUGUCCCCCCUCUCUCCCUCACUAACCCUGUUAUCUCUGUUGUCCCUCCCUCUCUUUCUCCCUCACUAACCCUGUUAUCUCUGUUAUCCCUCCCUCUCUCCCUCACUAACCCUGUUAUCUCUGUUGUCCCCCCUCUCUCUCUCACUAACCCUGUUAUCUCUGUUGUCCCCCCUCUCUCCCUCACUAACCCUGUUAUCUCUGUUGUCCCCCCUCUCUCCCUCACUAACCCUGUUAUCUCUGUUGUCCCUCCCUCUCUCCCUCACUAACCCUGUUAUCUCUGUUGUCCCUACCUCCCUCUCUCCCUCACUAACCCUGUUAUCUCUGUUGUCCCUCUCUCCCUCACUAACCCUGUUAUCUCUGUUGUUCCUCCCUCUCUCCCUCACUAACCCUGUUAUCUCUGUUGUCCCUCCCGCUCUCCCUCACUAACCCUGUUAUCUGUUGUCCCUCCCUCUCUCCCUCACUAACCCUGUUAUCUCUGUUGUCCCUCCCUCUCUCCCUCACUAACCCUGUUAUCUCUGUUAUCCCCCCCUCUCCCCUCUCUCCCUCACUAACCCUGUUAUCUCUGUUGUCCCUCCCGCUCUCCCUCACUAACCCUGUUAUCUCUGUUGUCCUCCCUCUCUCCCUCACUAACCUGUUAUCUCUGUUUGUCCCUCCCUCUCUCCCUCACUAACCCUGUUUCUGUUGUCCCCUCCCUCUCUCCCUCACUAACCCUGUUAUCUCUGUUGUCCCCUUCAUCUCAACCUCACUAACCCUGUUAUCUCUGUUGUCCCCCUCUCUCCCCUCACUAACCCUGUUAUCUCUGUUGUCCCUCCCUCUCUCCCUCACUAACCCGGUUAUCUCUGUUGUCCCCUCCCUCUCUCCCCUCAACUAACCCGGUUCAUCUCUGUUGUCCCUCCCGCUCUUCCCUCAGGCUAAAAACCCCCCUGUUACUCUGUUGUCCCUACCUCCCGCACUAACCCUGUUAUCUCUGUUGUCCCUCCCGCUCGCCCUCACUAACCCUGUUCAUCUCCGUUGGUCCCCUCCCGCUCUCCCUCCACUACCCCUGUUAUUGGCACGCCCUGGUCUGGGACUCUGUUUUGUUGACCUCCAGGGUGUGUUGUUUCUAUGUGUUUUGUGUUCUAGGUUUAUUAUCUAGCUUUUGUGUUUCUAUGUUGGCCGGUGUGGUUCUCAAUCAGAGGCAACGUGUAUCAGCUGUUGCUUGUUGUCUCUGAUUGGGAACCAUACUUAGGCAGCCUGUUUCCCACAGUGUGUUGUGGGAUCUUGUUCCGUUUGGUUUGUGUCUGUGACCAAGGACGUCACGUAUCGUUUUGUUGUUUUGUUCGUGUGGUGAAUUAAUAAAUAAGUAUGUUCACUCAUCACGCUGCGCAUUGGUCCACUUCUGUGUUCGGCGAUCGUGACAGAAGAUCCCACCAUAACUGGACCAAGCAGCGUGUCCAGGAGCCAACGCCAGAGAGGACUCUAACGAAGAUCAACCUCGACUGGGUCAAGCCGCGGGAGGAGGAGAGAGGCUGGACUUGGGAGCAGAGGAGCGAGAGUCUGGCGAGAGCCAUGGAGGCCUGGCCCACGGGGAGGAGAGACGGGCAGAACAUUUUUAGGGGGGGGCUCACGCCGUGGACGACGGGGCAGCAGGAGGCCGCCAGGUUACGGGAGUCACUGGUCACCAAGGGGAAGGAGGAUGUAGAGGCACGGCGAGAGGUACUGGGGUGUGUUGCCAGUCCGGUCCAGCCCGUUCCUGAUCCCUGCGUAGGGCCAGUGGUGUGUGUCCCCAGUACGGUCCGGCUUGUUCCUGUCCCUCGCACCAAGCCUGUGGUGCGCGUCGCCAGCCCUGCCCGACCUGUUCCUGCUCCCCGCACCAAGCCAAGGGUGCGCGUCGCCAGCUCGGCCCGGCCUGUUCCUGCCACUCGCACCAAGCCUACGGUGCGCGUCGCCAGCCCGGCUCGGCCUGUUCCUGCUCCCCGCACCAAGCCUGUGGUGCGCAUCGUCAGCCCAGUCCGGCCCGUCCCUGCUCCCCGCACCAAGCCUGUGGUGCGCGUCGUUAGCCCAGUCCGGCCUGUUCCUGCUCCCCGCACCAAGCCAGUGGUGCGCUUCGUCAGCCCGGUUCGGGCCGUCCCUGCUCCCCGCACCAAGCCAAUGGUGCGCGUCGUCAGCCCAGUCCGGCCUGUUCCUGCUCCCCACACCAAGCCAGUGGUGCGCUUCGUCAGCCCGGUUCGGCCCGUCCCUGCUCCCCGCACCAAGCCAAUGGUGCGCGUCGUCAGCUCGGUCCGGCCCGUCCCUGCUCCCUGCACCAAGCCUGUGGUGCGCGUCGUCAGUCCGGCACAGCCCGUGCCUGUUCCACCGGUGCCUGGUCCGGCACCGGUCAGCGGCUCCACUCCGGAGCUAGAGCAAUCCGCUCCACCAGUGUUCAGUCCAGCUCCGGCCAGCAGGGCCAGACCGGACCAGGGGUGCUUUGGGGGGUUAGAGAGGGAGUGGGGGUCAUGCCCGGAGCCGGAACCGCCUCCGAGGAGGAAUGCCCACCCGGCCCUCCCCUGUUCGGGGGGGGGGGGUACUGUCAUGCCCUGGCUCUGGGACUCUGUUUUGUUGAGCCAGGGUGUGUUGUUUCUAUGUGUUUUGUGUUCUAGGUUUAUUAUCUAGCUUUUGUGUUUCUAUGUUGGCCGGUGUGGUUCUCAAUCAGAGGCAACGUGUAUCAGCUGUUGCUUGUUGUCUCUGAUUGGGAACCAUACCAGUUUCCCACAGUGUGUUGUGGGAUCUUGUUCCGUUUGGUUUGUGUCUGUGACCAAGGACGUCACGUAUCGUUUUGUUGUUUUGUUCGUGUGGUAUUAAAAAUAAUAAGUAUGUUCAAUCAUCACGCUGCGCAUUGGUCCACUUCUUCUAUGUUCGACGAUCGUGACAGUUAUCUCUGUUGUCCCUCCCUCUCUCCCUCACUAACCCUGUUAUCUCUGUUGUUCCUCCCUCUUUCCCUCAGUAACCCUGUUCUCUCUGUUCAGUAUGACUACAUGGAGCGUCUGGAUGGGAAGGAGAAGUGGAGUGUGGUGGAGUCUCCUCGGGAGCGUCGCAGCAUCCACACGGUGGUUCUGAACGAGGCCAUCUUUGUUCAGUACCUGGACCCUGGCACCUGGCAUCUGGCCUUCUACAACGACGGCAAGGACAAGGAGUCUGUCUCCUUCAGCACCAUGGCUCUAGGUGGUUGCUGUUAUUCUAUUUACUUGCUUUUUUUACACUUCUAUGUUCUCCUCGUAAAGGGAGAACAUUUAGGAUACUGGUAGUAAGUAAAACCUCGGAGUGAGUUUUACAAAUGCACCAUUCCAGGAUUGCAUCCCUGUUGGCCUGAUAGGCUUACACUGAUAUUGGGAGUGAGCACUGAUAAAAGUGUUGGAAAGGAUAGAGAUUGAGUUAUAAAAGAUAUAUCCCUGUGGAGUCCUCUCCGUCUGUACACAGCUCCUGUCACACAGUUGGCUUUCCCUUUACAGUAGACAAGCAUUCAACAGCUGAGAACAAACAAGAGGGAAAAAACACAGUAUUCAUGACUCUCUGGAGCUCCCGCAAAGAGAAACACUAUCUCCACACGGAACACAGGCAGGCUCUGCUGCAGUAAAAGCAUGACACAACGUCUUUGAUUUAGAGAUCAGUUGGAAUGAUAACCUGGUCUGAGGAGGAUGCUACUGAGGAAAAAACACAGGCCCAACAGAACAGAACAGAACAGGGUCUGGGCUUGACCUUGACUGACAGAGAGGAGGAAGAGGGCGUAGAUGGAUGUGUUGGCUUGGCAACUGUAACUCCUAACUCUGCCCUAGAGGCCUGUGCAGGUCAGCCUAAACACACACAUUGAUGUACCGUAGACUUUCUUAGUAAAUGAAUAGGAAUCUGCUCAUUGUUCAUUUGCCUUUUUAAUGCUUCCGUAAACCUCUAGUCGUCCGUGGGGAGGCACACACGACACGAAACAGUGGCAGGAGCAUAUCGUGGUGGAGCAUAUCGUGCCACUGCCGUACUGCCAUGGGGACACUGAGUGAUGGAAGCAAUUAAAUUACAGUAAUUGUACUUACCUCGGCAGUGGGGAUGAGUACUGGUGUAAUUAGGGAGGUUAUCACUUGUGGCAGGGCCUGUGGAGGGAGGACGAAGGGGUGUGAGGACAUUUGGGGUAUGCUAAGUAGUUGUAGUAUACCGAAUCAUUUAAAUUAUGUGUUAGACCGUCACGCCAAAGAGGCAUUUUGAAUUAUAUGUGCAGUGCAUUUUUUAUUUAUUUUAGAAAAGCUUAGCUAAUUGAUUCUCUGCUAAUGGAUAUUUACAGCUAAACAAUGGAUAUUUACAGAUAAACAAUGGUAAUAAGAAUGCCAGAAUCUCAACAGAGGCAUGCAGUACUUGGCCCUAGGAGGUGCUCACACAGUACAAUGGCCAAAUUCAUUCUUCCAUCAAACACUUGACGUUCUGCACUAAACUCUAUUUUAACUAUUGCAUUAGCUAUAGAAAGGGUAGCAGGUUCAGCCUUUAGUAAAACUUGAAUGACUGUUAAUUAUUUACAUGUAUCUAAUUAAGAACGGUAGGGCGGUAAGAGGUGAUGAGGGAAGGAGUCUGUCUAAUCAAAACUGGAGAGCGAUCAAAGAGAGGAGGUGAAAUGAGAGGGAACAAUCACAUCCUUCUCUGUUGUGUAAUAUUUCAUCAUUAAUAUAUAUUAAUAUAUAUUUGGUUAUAGUAAUAGUAUAUUAAUAUAUAUUUGGUUUUAAUAAUAAUAUAUUAAUACAUUUACGUUUUUGAAAAUAAUAAUAUAUAUUUGGUUAUAAUAAUAAUAUAUUAAUAUACUGUAUAUUUGAUUAUAGUAAUAACUUGUCUGUUUCAAUCCCUUCUGUUCAAUCUUAGAUUCAGUGCAAGAAUGUCCGCAGAAUUGCCAUGGAAACGGAGAGUGUAUGUCAGGUGUGUGCCACUGCUUCCCAGGAUUCCAUGGCAUGGAUUGUGCCAAAGGUACGUACUUUGUUAUCACCUAGGUUGUAUUGGUUUGUAUAGGUAUAUUAUAGGUUUUGUAUAGGUAUAUUAUAGGUAUAUUAUAGGUAUUGUAUAGGUAUUGUAUAGGUAUAUUAUAGGUAUAUUAUAGGUAUAUUAUAGGUAUAUUAUAGGUAUUGUAUAGGUAUAUUAUAGGUAUAUUAUAGGUAUAUUAUAGGUAUAUGAUAGGUUCUGUAUAGGUAUAUGAUAGGUUCUGUAUAGGUAUAUGAUAGGUAUAUUAUAGGUAUAUUAUAGGUAUAUUAUAGGUAUAUGAUAGGUUCUGUAUAGGUAUAUUAUAGGUAUAUUAUAGGUAUAUUAUAGGUAUAUGAUAGGUUCUGUAUAGGUAUAUUAUAGGUAUUGUAUAGGUAUAUAAUAGGUAUAUGAUAGGUAUAUGAUAGGUAUAUUAUAGGAAUAUGAUAGGUUCUGUAUAGGUAUAUUAUAGGUAUAUGAUAGGUUCUGUAUAGGUAUAUUAUAGGUAUAUUAGGUAUAUGAUAGGUUCUGUAUAGGUAUAUUAUAGGUAUAUUAUAGGUAUUGUAUAGGUAUAUUAUAGGUAUAUUAUAGGUAUUGUAUAGGUAUAUUAUAGGUAUUGUAUAGGUAUUGUAUAGGUAUAUUAUAGGUAUAUUAUAAGUAUUGUAUAGGUAUAUUAUAGGUAUAUUAUAGGUAUAUGAUAGGUUCUGUAUAGGUAUAUUAUAGGUAUAUUAUAGGUAUAUGAUAGGUUCUGUAUAGGUAUAUUAUAGGUAUUGUAUAGGUAUAUUAUAGGUAUAUUAUAGGUAUCAUUUUACAUUUACAUUUUAGUCAUUUAGCAGACGCUCUUAUCCAGAGCGACUUACAGGAGCAAUUAGGGUUAAGUGCCUUGCUCAAGGGCACAUUAACGUCAUUUAGCAGACGCUCUUAGCCAGAGCGACUCACAAAUUGGUGCGUUCACCCUAUAGCCAGUGGGAUAACCACUUUACAAUUUGGGGGGGGGGGGGGGUUAGAAGGAUUACUUUAUCCUAUCCCAGGUAUUCCUUAAAGAGGUGGGGUUUCAAAUGUCUCCGGAAGGUGGUGAGUGACUCCGCUGUCCUGGCGUCGUGAGGGAGCUUGUUCCACCAUUGGGGUGCCAGAGCAGCGAACAGUUUUGACUGGGCUGAGCGGGAGCUAUGCUUCCGCAGAGGAAGGGGAGCCAGCAGGCCAGAGGUGGAUGAACGCAAUGCCCUCGUUUGGGUGUAGGGACUGAUCAGAGCCUGAAGGUACAGAGGUGCCGUUCCCCUCACUGCUCCAUAGGCAAGCACCAUGGUCUUGUAGCGGAUGCGAGCUUCAACUGGAAGCCAGUGGAGUGUGCGGAGGAGGGGGGUGACGUGAGAGAACUUGGGAAGGUUGAACACCAGACGGGCUGCGGCAUUCUGGAUGAGUUGUAGGGGUUUAAUGGCACAGGCAGGGAGGCCAGCCAACAGCGAGUUGCAGUAGUCCAGACGGGAGAUGACAAGUGCCUGGAUUAGGACCUGUGCCGCUUCCUGUGUAAGGCAGGGUCGUACUCUCCGAAUGUUGUAGAGCAUGAACCUGCAGGAGCGGGUAUAUUAUAGGAGCAGGAGCAAGUAUAUUAUAGGUAUUGUAUAGGUAUAUUAUAGGUAUAUUAUAGGUAUAUUAUAGGUAUUGUAUAGGUAUAUGAUAGGUAUAUGAUAGGUAUAUUAUAGGUUUUGUAUAGGUAUAUUAUAGGUAUUGUAUAGGUAUAUUAUAGGUAUUGUAUAGGUAUAUGAUAGGUAUAUGAUAGGUAUAUUAUAGGUUUUGUAUAGGUAUAUUAUAGGUAUAUUAUAGGUAUUGUAUAGGUAUAUUAUAGAUAUUGUAUAGGUAUAUUAUAGGUAUUGUAUAGGUAUUGUAUAGGUAUAUUAUAGGUAUUGUAUAGGUAUUGUAUAGGUAUAUUAUAGGUAUUGUAUAGGUAUAUGAUAGGUAUUGUAUAGGUAUAUUAUAGGUAUAUUAUAGGUAUUGUAUAGGUAUAUUAUAGGUAUUGUAUAGGUAUAUUAUAGGUGUUAUAUAGGUAUAUUUAAGAAAUAAGGCCAGCGGGGGUAUGGUAGACAGUGCAUUCUGAAAAUAUUCAGACCCCUUGACUUUUUCCACAUUUUGUUACGUUACACCCUUAUUCUACAAUGGAUUAUAUAUUUUUUAAUCCUCAUCAAUCUAUACACAUUACCCCAUGAUGACAAAGUGAAAACAGAUUUUUAGAUUUUUUCCCCCAAAAAACAGAAAUACCUUAUUUACAUAAGUAUUCAGACCCUUUGCUAUGAGACUCGAAAUUGAGCUCAGGUGCAUCCUGUUUCCAUUGAUCAUCCUUGAGAUGUUUCUACAACUUGAUUGGAGUCCACCUGUGGUAAAUUCAAUUGAUUAGACAUUAUUUGGAAAGGCACACACCCGUCUAUAUAAGGUCCCACAGUUGACAGUGCAUGUCAAAGCAAAAACCAAGCCAUGAGAUCGAAGGAAUUGUCCGUAGAGCUCCGAGACAGGAUUGUGUCGAGGCACAGAUCUGGAGAAGGGUAGCAAAACAUUUCUGCAGCAUUGAAGGUCCCCAAGAACACAGUGGCCUCCCUCAUUCUUAAAUGGAAGAAGUUUGGAACCACCAAGACUCAUCCUAGAGCUGGCUGCCUGGCCAAACUGAGCAGUCAGGGGAGAAGGGCCUUGGUCAGGGAGGUGACCAAGAACCCGAUGGUCACUCUGAUAGAGCUCCAGAGUUCCUCUGUGAAGAUGGGAGAACCUUCCAGAAGGACAACCAUCUCUGCAGCACUCCACCAAUCAGGCCUUUAUGGUAGAGUGGCCAGACGGAAGCCACUCCUCAGUAAAAGGCACAUGACAGCCCACUUGGAGUUUGCCAAAAGGCACCUAAAGGACUCUCAGACCAUGAGAAACAAGAUUCUCUGGUCUGAUGAAACCAAGACUGAACUCUUUUGCCUGAAUGCCAAGCGUCACAUCUGGAGAAAACCUGGCACCAUCCCUACGGUGAAGCAUGGUGGUGGCAGCAUCAUGCUGUGGGGAUGUUUUUCAGCGGCAGGGACUGGGAGACUAGUCAGAAUUGAGGGAAAGAUGAACGGAGUAAAGUACAGAGAGAUCCUUGAUGAAAACCUGCUCCAGAGCGCUCAUGGCAACGGUUCACCUUCCAACAGGACAAUGACCCUAAGCGCGCAGCCAAGACAGUGCAGGAGUAUUUUGGCCAUAUACCACAAACCUCCGAGGUACCUUAUUGCCAAUAUAAACUGGUUACCAACGUAAUUAGAAAAGUAAAAAUAAAUGCGGUCUGAUAUACCACGGCUUUCAGCCAAUCAGCAUUCAGGGCUCGAACCACCCAGUUUAUAAUAUGUAAUAUUUUACCCCUAUCUUGAUACUCAUAAAAAGAGACACCAUGAGUUAUUUUGAGUCAUGUCCAAUAUGACAAUCUCAACAUAAAUGACUCACUAAUCCAUAUAUAAAAAUGGAGCAUGACGCAAAGCCCUCGUCUUGCACCUCGUCUUACUUGCUGUGUCUCUCAUUUCUCCUAUGUUGUCUAGCUGCCUGCCCAGUCCUCUGCAGUGGGAAUGGCCAAUAUGACAAGGGCUUGUGUAUCUGCUACAGCGGAUGGAAGGGUCCAGAGUGUGAUGUCUCCGUGGGCCAGUGCAUUGACCCAGAGUGUAAUGGCCAUGGCACCUGCUCCGAGGGCUCCUGCACAUGCUCCGCAGGUUACCGUGGCGACACCUGCGAGGAAGGUAAGGUGUACAGUGCUAGAAGAGAGCUCAUCCCUAUCACAUACACACUUGUUCACACACACUCUCUGAGACAAACACACACACACACACACACACACACGCACAAUUGUCUCUACUUUAGUGCCAUAUUACGUUUCAGAAAGGAUGAGACUGCAGUGGUUUAUACAUCAGAAACUUUAUUAAGGGAAUGGAAUCAAUUUUAUUGAUCCGGCAUUUAAAUAAUUGCCCUGGAUCUGAUUCAUUCAAUUUUGUGAAGAGAGGAGAGGGGUAGAAGGGAGGGAGGGAGACAGUGAUGGAGGAGUAGAGAGAGUUCUGAUUAUAUGACCAUCAUUUACUUCCUGUCUUUCAGUAUAUUCACUACUUUCAGUAUAUUCACUACUGCUGCUACUGCUGCUACUAAGGUUUUUUGAGCGUGGUGAUAUCAUAUUUCUCUUGCUGUUCUGUGUUCCAGUGGACUGUCUGGACCCUGGCUGCUCUGGCCAUGGUACCUGUGCGAGUGGGCAGUGCCACUGUAAGCCAGGCUGGGCCGGCCCGCUCUGUGAGCAUCCAGGGGCCCAGUGCCCAGACCAGUGCCACGGACACGGGGCCUUCAUACCCGACACGGGCAUCUGUAGCUGCGACCCAAACUGGAUGGGACCAGACUGCUCCAUGGGUAGGUAACACCUCAUGGCACAACGCCUCUCCCCCAUGUGACCUCAUUUUUGUGUGUAUAUACUGACACGUAUGUGUAACUGAUAGAUGCGAACACACACACUCACACACACCACACACACAAACACUCACACACACCACACACACACUCCACACACACACACACUCACACACCACCACACACACACACACUCCACACACACACACUCCACACACACACUCACACACACCACACACACACACACUCCACACACACACACACUCCACACACACACUCACCACACCACCACACACACACACUCCACACCCACCACACACACUCCACACACACACCCACACCACCACACCACACACACCCCACACACACACACAACUCACCCACACACACACACACCCACACACACACCACACACACACACACACACCACACCAAGCCACCACACACACACACACACAACACACAACACACACAACACCCACAUCACACAACACACACACACCCACACACAAACCCCACCCACACACACACCACACCCCACCACACACUCCAACACACCCACCACACCAACACACACACACACACAAUCACCACGGAGACCACACCCACACAACCCCAGCACCCCAACACCCCAACACACACCACACACACACCACUCCACACACACACCACCCACACACAACACACUACCACACACACACACUCCAACAAACACCCAACACACAACUCCCACACACACUCACACACACACACCACACACACACAACAACACACACACCCACACCACCACACACACACACCCACACACACACCAACACACACACACACCACACACCACACACACAACUCCACACACACACACUCCACACACAACACACACUCCACACACCACACACACACACACACACACACACUCCACACACACACCCACACAUUAUAAUUCUUUAGUUGUAUUGUUUUUAGUUUUUUUGUGUGCGUCUUUAGUUAAUUUUUUAAAUAUAUAUAUACUGUAAGUCUGUAAUGUUAACGUUUUAAAUGGAUGUAAAUUGUCAAGUCUCUUUUUGUCUGUAAUGUCUUUUUCGUUAUGUGUCGGACCCCAGGAAGACUUUUCGUUACGUGUCGGACCCCAGGAAGACUUUUCGUUAUGUGUCGAACCCCAGGAAGACUUUUCAUUACGUGUCGAACCCCAGGAAGACUUUUCGUUACGUGUCGGACCCCAGGAAGACUUUUCGUUAUGUGUCGGACCCCAGGAAGACUUUUCAUUAUGUGUCGGACCCCAGGAAGACUUUUCGUUAUGUGUCGGACCCCAGGAAGACUUUUCGUUAUGUGUCGUACCCCGGCUAAUGGGAAUCCUAAUAUAAAUCACAGAAUCACCCGACACACACUCAUCCCACACCAUGGCCACACCUCCUCUGUGAAAGCACUUUCUCUCUGUCCAUCUACUAUACUGACCCACUCUCUUUUUACUGUGCUCAUGUACCUACCCUAUGUGUGCCUCCACAGAGGUUUGCUCGUCGGACUGUGGCGCCCACGGCGUGUGUAUUGGCGGAGUGUGUCGCUGUGAGGAGGGCUGGACCGGCGCCGGGUGUGACCAGCGUGUCUGCAACCCGCUGUGUGUGAAGCACGGGACAUGCCGGGACGGAAAGUGUCAGUGCCAACAGGGCUGGAACGGAGAGCACUGCACCAUCGGUAUGCAUCCGGCCAUCCAGCCAGUCAGCCAGCCAGCCAACACCCUGGCAUGC